Messenger RNA from Bipolaris oryzae ATCC 44560, 165 nucleotides. RefSeq lists its product as uncharacterized. Lineage: Eukaryota; Fungi; Ascomycota; Dothideomycetes; Pleosporales; Pleosporaceae. The transcript has 2 exons. The record is from RefSeq and is a predicted model, not a curated record. The annotation marks the transcript as partial.
UCCCUCAUCGCCUUGCGCCUGGGGACCCAAGUCCACCGGCUCGCCCACACCUGCCUAGACUCGACACAUCUGGACAAACCUCCAUACUCUUUUGGCCCCCUGUCUAGGCCGGGUUGGCGCCACCAGGUAAGUCUCGGGUCAUUCACUCCUCCCGUCUGCCCCUAA